Messenger RNA from Symbiodinium natans, 747 nucleotides. The record is from the annotation of a GenBank genome assembly. NCBI's taxonomy places the organism in Eukaryota, Dinophyceae, Suessiales, Symbiodiniaceae.
AUGCAGCCCAAUACUACCAAGGUUGUGAGCUCCUGCAUCCUGGCAUUAGUGGCACUCGGCGGGUCGAUCUUGUCCAGGUACACGGCCGAGCUGUCAACAAAGCUGGUGCGAGUUUGUAAUGCAGGUGCAGGUGGGGUGCUUCUUGCGGUCGUCCUGGUGCACAUGCUCGCUGAAAAUUCCGAGGAACUGGGAGAGACCGGCGAGGCGUUCUACCGGUGCUUCAGGCCUUCAGCGGAAGGUGAAUCCUUUCCCCUUGGCUUCGCGCUCCUGGGUCUGGGCUUCCUUGCGAGCUUGAGUAUGGAAGUCUUCGUGCCGGAUGCAGCUGACGCGAAGGAGAGCUAUAGCGCGUCAGAAGACGACUACGACUCGGAUUCAGACUCCUCGGAAAAAGGCGUACACAUCAAAGUCGACCAUGGCCAGUCUUUCAGCGGCGCGCUGUCUGCGCUGUUCGGCCUUUGCCUUCACUCACUGGUGGAAGGGACAGCUGCAGGCUCCCAGGAGUCCGGCGCAGACUUUGACUCCACAUUUGUCGCCAUCAUUGCCCACAAAGGCUUCGCAACCUUCUCUGCUGGCUCGCUGAUGCUCGGCGCAGUCUCCAAUCCGGUGUGGUGGGCACUGAUGGUACUUCUGGCAUUGAUGACCCCUGCCGGCGUCGUGCUGGGAAUGACGCUAGAGCAGAGCUUGGAAGGUCCUGUAGCCUGUGGGCUCAUCUGCUUUACUUCUGGAUGUCUAUUGCGCCUGCGCUAA